This is a messenger RNA of Pundamilia nyererei, 2842 nucleotides long. It is a transcript of the gene avpr2b.1, whose product is annotated as arginine vasopressin receptor 2b, tandem duplicate, 1. The record is from RefSeq and is a predicted model, not a curated record. Gene Ontology annotation, biological process: regulation of systemic arterial blood pressure by vasopressin; G protein-coupled receptor signaling pathway; positive regulation of vasoconstriction. Bases 141 to 1214 code for a protein of 357 amino acids. Gene Ontology annotation, molecular function: peptide binding; vasopressin receptor activity. Lineage: Eukaryota; Metazoa; Chordata; Actinopteri; Cichliformes; Cichlidae. The transcript has 2 exons. Gene Ontology annotation, cellular component: plasma membrane.
GCCCGUGUCCCUCCCACCGUCGUUUUUACAUUUCGAUGAAAUCGCCAAGAGUUUUCUGUAUCGUUCACAUGCCGCCUCUGCCGCUGGAUUCACCUGGAGUGGUUAUUUAAUCCCCUCUGUGCUGCGCUUGGGUUGAACGCAUGGCUUGGAUCGGUGUAAAUAUCAGUAACGUCUCUUCGGAGAGUGCACUGUUUGGUGACGAUCCUCGGGAUGAGCGCUUGGCGCAGGUGGAAAUCGCCCUUCUCGCCAUCAUCUUCAUCACAGCGGGGAUCCUAAACUUUGGGAUCUUGCUGGUGCUGUGGAAGCGCAGGAAGCCGCUUUCCAGAAUGCGCGUCUUCGUUUUCCACCUGUGCGUCGCUGACUUGGUGGUCACAUUUUUCCAAGUCUGCCCCCAACUCAUCUGGGACAUCACCGACAGGUUCAUCGGUCCAGAUGUGCUGUGUCGGGCGGUAAAGUACCUGCAGGUGGUCGGGAUGUUCGCCUCCACGUACAUGAUCGUAGUGAUGACCAUAGAUCGGUACCAAGCCAUCUGCAAUCCCAUGGUAACUUUCCAGAGGCGCAGGGCGCGCUGGAACGGUCCGGUGUGCGCCGCCUGGUGCGUCUCCGUCCUCUGCAGCCUCCCGCAGGUCUUCAUCUUCUCUCGGGUCGAGGUCGCUCCCGGCGUGUACGAUUGUUGGGCGCAGUUCAUCGAGCCGUGGGGACGGAGAGCCUACGUAACCUGGACGACUUUGGUGAUAUUCGUCCUGCCAAUUCUCACCGUGAUCGUGUGCCAGGUGCGCAUCUGCCGCGCAGUGCAGCUUAACUUCCACAUGAAGACGCACCACGUCGGGGAAGCGGUCAGCAAGCCUCCGUCAUCGAGGGCCAGCAGCGUGGCAGGAGUGUCCAAGGCCAGGGUGAAGACGGUGAAGAUGACCGUGGUCAUCGUGCUCGCAUACAUCCUCUGCUGGACACCUUUCUUCACCGUGCAGCUUUGGUCUGUCUGGGACGACGAGGCACCCACACAGAGUGCAACCUUCACCAUCUUGAUGCUGCUUGCCAGUUUAAACAGCUGUGUGAACCCCUGCAUCUACAUGCUGUUUAGCGGAAAGCUACCCAAAAGGGUGGUCAGCCUGCUUUGUGUAGGUCAGCCUGACCUGAAGGAGUCCAUGCAGGAAGAAGCCACUGUGGUCAGCUCCAUGUACAUCAGCCUCAAGAGCCUAUCGGACUGCAGAUGAAAGCCUCGAUGAUCACACACUGAUUACACCUCAUUUCGCAUUUUCGUGUGAAAGUACGGUUCCCUCAUGGUAAAGACUGAAACUCUUCUAAUAAGUGUGAAGGCAAACAGCCUAGCAGUGUAAUGUUCCUACUCUACAGAUGAUCACUGCAUACAACGCUUUCAUACAGAAAAUGCCAGACACACGAUCUUGCACAUCACAUUUUGAAAACAUUUUUCAAAUUAAAAGAACAAAAACAAUAAAAAAAAAAUAGCUGUGACUGAAAUAUGUCCUCAAGUACUGGAUAAAUUCACUAAAAUCCCAAAUUUGACAUUCGUGGUGCUCAGAGGAAGAGGAAGAGUCUCUCUGCAAGCACUAACCUGAGCUUGAAUAUUACUUUGACUUUAUUAGCAGGAAAUGCUCAGAUAUGAAUGGUCUCCAGCUGAUAAUAACUUGAGCAGUAGCGUUUUCUUCUGGCACCGUUAUCAGGUAGGAGUUUUAUUUUGUCUGAGACCAGCUGACGAGUAAAAACCUCGAAAGCCAAUAAUCACAUCCCCACCAGCUUCAGUUGUGAUUUGAUUAAAAAGACUGUGGUGCAUGACUCGAAAUGUUGUUUCUGAUAUUUUACUGCGUUGAAUAUUUUCCCCAAAAAGGUUGUUUAUCAGCUGAUCUUGUGAAAUGUUUCACCUAAAUGCGAUUGUUCCCGUGUCUGUGUUUAAAUAUCUCGUAUGUCAUCUGAAUUAAAUACUUCAAGCUCCUUUUACGCCCAUGUGUACAUACGAUCAUGUGUAUGACAGUGUCCGACCUACACUCGGUGGCUGAAAUAGUUAACAGGCGACAUCAAUAGUACUUAUUUUCAGACACUCUGUGUUCAGUGCCCCUAGAGAGUCAUUGAUACAUGUUGCCAUUUUUCCUUUCAUCCCCCAAGAAUCUAGGGCUGUGAUUUCUGAUGACUUGUUUCUUUCUUCCCAUCGGCACCGUCACGUUGAGAAAAGAAAAAAUCCCUUUGGAUUUAAAGCUCAACUGUUUAUUUGCACUCGGAGGCCUCGGUUACACAUACUUCUGUUUGCUCACUUUAUAUUUAGGCCUCAAAUUUUCUGCUGAAGAUCACUUAAUAGCGUUUCCAUCUUCCACGUGGAGGAUGGAAUGCGAGCGUAUGUAAUUAUUCAAUCGUGCGCUCUAUAUUAUUAUACAACAUAUCAUUAGAACUCACGGAGAGCGAGGUGGGAAAGAUUAGCAAAAACCCAGCAUGCGGCACAUCUUUCUGAAGCGAGCGGUUGAAGAUGUGCAUCUUCUGUGUGUAAUUUGCUAGCCAGGAGAACUUAAUAAAACAUUUCUGUGAAACAUCAUUACGGCCACAAGAAAUGCGCUUCUGUGCUUUCAUUAGGCUGCACAGACAAAUCCGACACAAAUUGUCCAACAAUAAAUCUGCUUUUACCCUCAUCAGCGAGCGCCCAGCAGGGACUCGGCAGGGACAUUUAACAGUAAUAAGAACAACGGCUGCUGGGCGCUCGUGAGGUCAUUAAUAUUUAAACCAAUCAGCGCACCCCCUAAAAUAUAAAUGGUUCCCUACACCAAGACCAAAAGUUCACCAUAGAACUUGAUAAAUAAAAAUAUUGGCCACCCCACUUCAGUUUUCAUGCAUUACA